AUGUUUGAUGGGAAGCGUCCACUCGAAAAACAGAAUGUCGAUUCUAUUGCUGUUGUGGAUACAUCACAAAGAGCUCAACUAUUGGCCGAAUCUACAAGGCAACGCCAACUGGAGCUCAUCAAUCUUCGUUCAGGGAAGCUCAACUUCGACGGACUCGACCCCGAACUCGGUAUGGUCCUUUUAUCGGUAUUUUGGAAUCGCCAGCAUGCUACUGGGUCGAUCGUAUAUCGGCCAUGUUUUAUGAGGGACAUGGCAAGUAAAGGCCCCCACUUCUCCCCGCUACUUUUGAAUACCAUCUUCUUCGUUGCCUCGAAACACGUUGCUUCGAAAGACGAGCCAAGACUGGAAGGAUCGUGUAAUAGCAUCGACAAUUGCAACUCGGGCCUACUAUUUCGACGAAAGGUUGACAAUAUCCUCCACUAUCCCGAGACCCAGGUCCUAUGCAAGAGUAGCAUCACGACUGUUCAAGCUCUACUUAUUAUGUCAGACGCGCUCUUUUCUUGGUGUGAUGAAAGAAGUCUCUCGUGGCAUUACCUAGGCAUUGCUAUUAACAUGAUCAUCGACCUCGGGAUUCAUUCCGAGAAAUCCACACUUAUGCUUGCCAAAUCUCAUUCGCCGGAGGAGAUGGAGACACAUCGGCGACUAUUUUGGGCUGCAUUUGUUCUGGACAAGGUACAAGCCAUCUACCAAGGGCGUCCAGCUCGUUUACGAGACAUGGACAAUAGUGUACCCAUGGUAUUCCUAGACGACUACGAAGAACUUGAACCUUUCGACAAAUUGGGCUACUCAGCAACCCCUGGCGAUGCAGGCCUGCCUACUCAUAGCGUUUCAACCUUUGAGCACCUCUGCAAGCUUAGUGUCAUUGCAGAUCGCAUACUAUACAGCCUAUACGCGGAGAAAAGUUCACAAAUAGAUGCCGAGGAACUCUUUCGAACAUCGCAGAUCUUACACCGUGAGCUUACAACAUGGCAUGAAUCUUUGCCAGUACAUCUCUCAAUCCAUUUCGAUACUUCUGGUCGUCCUAAUACCUCAAGCGGAUGCGUAGUUCUUCCUCAUACCCUAUCCCUAAUGCAAGCUAACCUCCAUUACCCCGCAAAUUACAAUUGCAUCGUUAACGCUACUCACAGAUCAAUGUUCCACGCCCUCCUCAUCCUCCUCCACCGCCCCUUCGUCUCAGAAGGUCACCUCAAAUCAACCCCUACGUCCGCCACCAGCGCUGCCUUCUCCAUCUGUGAAACCGCAGCUUCAGACAUCGACGUACUACUAAAAUGGUACAAAUCACAAUGGUGCAUCAAAUCGCCUCCAUACUUUAUAUCCUACUCCACAUACGUAAGCGCAACGAUCCACGUUCGUACCGCGGCACAAAAACCUCCGGGCUCGAAAGCACAUCUGCGCCUGAGGAAUUGUCUCGAGAUACUUUCUGAGCAUCAGGUUGUGUGUCAUGCGCCGCGCCGAGCUAUGAGUAUUCUACUUGGCUUGGUCCGUCGGCUUAAAGUCGAUGUUGGGGGUGCGUUUACUGCUUCCGUUUCUCGAACCGCGGAAUGCGAGGAGACUUCGGCUUCUUGCGACAAUACAAGAUCGUCUUUCCUCGAGAGUCCUUCGAGUUAUAAUCUCUCGAGGAAACCACAUGCACCUGAGACAGUAGGCGCCAUGGACACCUCCAACUUAACAGCCCAGCACCCGAUCCAACCUCCAAACCCAACGACCGAAUCAGACGACAUACCAUCAGCGGCAAUCAACAACCACUGCUUCAGUCCUCUCAAUCCCUCAUCACACCCAGUCAAUUACAGCUUCGACGAAACACAUCCCGAUAUGUCUUUCGCGUUGGAUCCACUUUUCGGAUUCAACGAUUUCGAUUUCGACAUGGAUAUGAUCUUAGAACCAGGAUUUUGA
Lachnellula hyalina is the source of this 1893-nucleotide messenger RNA. Its product is annotated as Nitrogen assimilation transcription factor. Lineage: Eukaryota; Fungi; Ascomycota; Leotiomycetes; Helotiales; Lachnaceae. Gene Ontology annotation, biological process: DNA-templated transcription. The transcript has 3 exons. Gene Ontology annotation, molecular function: DNA binding; zinc ion binding. Bases 1 to 1893 code for a protein of 630 amino acids. The record is from RefSeq and is a predicted model, not a curated record.